ACAAUUUGUGUCGUCUGACUCGAAACAAUUUGUUGGAUGUUGCCGCAGCGAGCCAAGAAGUGGGCACUGAGAGCGGUCAAACGCUCCGCCUAGGCUGCCAUAGCCUUGGUCGGUCUAUCAAGAUGGCCGAGCGUGUCGGACUACUCGAUCUGCCCAACGAGCUGCUGCUCGACAUCCAUCUCCUCUCACUAUCAGAAUGUCUUCCUCUUGUGAACCGUCGUCUGGCGUCAGUGCUGCGCAGUUCGAACAGACACAUCCUCUACUACUUGUAUGACCGCGCAACGCCGCCCGAACCGAAGGCGAUCAAGGCAAAUCAGCGAGCGAGAGAUGCCAUCGCUUUCAUCAACAUGACCAAUACCUACACGCACAAUGCCGUGCUACGUUAUGGCAUCUGUACGCUAGACAUCUACAAGGCUUUCGAGGUCUAUUACGUCGAAAGAUUCAACCGUUACUGGCUGUCUGCCGACUUCGGUCAGCCCAGACGGGACAGUGACAGAACCGUGCCUCGGCCGCCAAGGAUUGAGAUCAAUCUCCCCAAGCGCUUGUUCAGGCAUCUCACGCUCGAGCCAACAUCAAAGACGCGCUCUAAAGCGGCUCACAAGCUGAGAUCACUAGACGAACCCGACUUGGCACUGAUCGAGUACCUACUCUCGAACAAGAUCUUUCCGGCAGAUCCCAACAUCAACGAUGGCUAUGCGCUCUGCCGGGCUGUACACAGCGAACACAGACCGCUCAUCAGGCUCCUGCUCAGAUACGGUGCCUUGCCCUCGCUCAAAGACAACCUGGCCAUCACACUUUGCAUCAAGAGCUCGAUGGAUCUCAGCGUGCUCAAGAUGCUCUUUGAAAGAACGGGAGAGGACAGGGGUGAUCAGAGUCUGCCGAGACCUUUGCCCGAUCGCGUCAAGGCGACCCCGGAAAUGCUCGAGAUUGCCGCCAAGUUGUCAAAAUGGGAGAUUGCUGCCUAUUUGCGCGCAAAGGGUGCAGUACCGACGAUGAAGACGAUCGUGAUGAUCCAGCGAGCGCAGGACGCUCAGAGAGGACCGACUGCAGAUUCAGACUCGGAUUAGAGAGAGAGACCUUCAGACAUUCUAGACUGCUUGCAAACUAGUGCCUAC
Messenger RNA from Mixia osmundae IAM 14324, 1115 nucleotides. RefSeq lists its product as uncharacterized. Lineage: Eukaryota; Fungi; Basidiomycota; Mixiomycetes; Mixiales; Mixiaceae. The record is from RefSeq and is a predicted model, not a curated record. Bases 123 to 1067 code for a protein of 314 amino acids. The transcript is spliced from 2 exons.